AUGCCCCGGCCCCAAACCCUCCCAUCACGCGUGACGCUGGCUGUCCUCAUCUGGGCCGAGGGUGGCUGUUCCAACAACGGGACCAGGUUUGAGACCUUCCUCACAAACAUCGCCUCGCACGGCUUCAUCGUGCUGGCCCUUGGGCCACCGAAUGGGACGGGAUAUAUUUUCCAGGAUGCGAUGGAUGAUGCUGUUAGAUGGAUUCAGAAACAACACCGCGCAAGAAACAGCAGAUACAAGAGCGUCGAUAGUAGCAGGAUUGCCGCUGCGGGUCAGAGCUGCGGGGGCCUGUUGGCGUAUACGCAGCGGCAUAAUGACGCCGUGAGCUUUUUAGGCAUUUUCAACUCCGGGUUGUUGGGGGAUACCCCUGAGGCUAGGGAGAAUCUGCCUGAGGGGAUGAUUAUUGAGGAACCAGAUGUUAUUCAUGAGGUGAAGAAGCCUGUUUUCUGGUGGUUAGGUGGGGAGGGGGAUGUUGCUUAUCGGGCGGUAUGUAUUGAUUGCCCUACUAGCCCUCCUGUAUCAGAAAUUCGCGCAUUGUUUGCUGACAAUGAGCAGGGCACGGCUGACUACCGUAACCUGACCGGAGUGCCAAAGUGGAUUGGCAAUUAUCCGGUGGGACACUCGGGGACGUAUAGAGAGCCUGAUGGAGGCGAGUUUGGUGUUGCGGCGGUGAAUUGGUUGAAAUGGGUGCUCAAGGGAGAUAAAGCUGCCUCAAAGUUCUUUACGGCAGGCGGAGCGGAGAGGGCCGGAUGGAUUGCGACGGAGAGCUGGGGGCUCGAGCGAAUGGGCUGGUAUAUUUGA
Messenger RNA from Aspergillus calidoustus, 801 nucleotides. NCBI's taxonomy places the organism in Eukaryota, Fungi, Ascomycota, Eurotiomycetes, Eurotiales, Aspergillaceae. The record is from the annotation of a GenBank genome assembly.